GGCUGGGGAGGAGGGACGCAGGAAGCAAUGGCACUCGAGCUGAGUUGGUGGUGGCGGCUGCUGCUGCUGCUGCUGCUGCUUAUAUGUCGGCGGAGGAAGGGGGAGGAGCAGGAGGGUUGGAUUGUGCGAGGGAGAUGCUUGGCAGCCCAAGUUCCCGCUCAGGACUUCAUACGGUAGAGUGAAGGUCGGUUCUCUACUAGCGAGAGUGCCGAAUAAAAGAUCUGACCGAGGCUGCUCGAAAAGGGCCUCAUGCGCUCUGCCUUUGGCUCAGACUGCCGGCUGUAUUGCCUCGUGCUGCCGAAAUAUUCGGGAUGGAGCGUCGUGCCUUGCGGUUGGCCCAACUUUUCCUCUUUGUGCUAUGGGCUAAUAGCUUAAUAACAAUUGGAUUAGCAGGUGCACAACAGCAGAUCAUCUGCAAUGAAUCCUUUAUGCUACAGAACUUGCCAGUGUGUGGAAAAUCCUUCGAAGAGAUGAUGCACAAAGUGGAUUCUACAAAAUGGUGCAAUCUGACAGAAUUUAUACUGUAUUACAACAAUUUUAUUCUAUGUACAGAACACAAGGUUUCAACAGCAAAGUGCUUCUGGCCUAACCCGCUGGCUGAAGGCUUCAUCACUGGAAUCCAUAGACAAUUCUUUACAAACUGUACCUCAGAUAAAGUGCACUGGGAAGAUCCUCCAGAUAAAAUUCUGGUUUCUUUGAUUUUCAUUCCAAUUCUUCUGACAGUUGCCAUGGUUGGUUUAGUGGUAUGGUGUAGCAAAAGAAGUGAUAUUUUGGUAUAACUCAGCAUUCAUCGCCAUAUUGUUCUUUCUUUUAUUGAGAAUGGAAUAGAAACCUUAUAUGUACUGUAUAUCUACAUGUACAUGUGUGUAUGCAUAUGCGUGUGUGUGUGUGUGUAUACACAUACAGAUAGACACAUACAUUUAAAGACACAUAGAUAUAAAGACAAUUUUGGCAAACAGAACUACAUUCUUCUUUAGCUACACAUAUCUACUAUAAACGUUACUUCUCCAGCAGUAUAAACAUUGUUCUGAUAAAAAUUAUGGCUCAUGACCAUAACUCUGUAAUGAAUAGAAACUGAAAACAAUAUCAGAAUGUGCUAUAUACAAUGGAAGUUUGUGGCUUUUAAACUUACGAAUGAACCUCAGAUGUUCAACUUUUUAAAAAGAUGAUUCUAUAUGUGGACUGUAGAUUUGAAAUGUAAGCACAUGUAUACUGAACAAUCAUGUUUAUGGUAGGGGCUGUUUUGGAAUUAAAUGUGAAAAUUGAUAUUUAAGUAUGAACUUUAGGACUUAAAUAGACUGUCCUUGCCAAAGAUAUAUAACAUGCAUAUAUACAUGUGCAGCAAAAGAAAGUGAAACACUGUGAAUAAUGAAUGAUCAGAGAAUUGUCACGAUUAUGCUGGCUCUUCUAUGAAUUAGUAAACAAGAAACAUGUCCUUGAAUGUUUGCAUCCUGGACUGGAAAUCUACAGAAUGGUCUCUUGAAAGGAUAUAGUUUUCUUUUGCAAAGCUACAAAGAGAAUGAGAGGAAAUUGGUCAACUAGAAAUGUAUUCAAGUGUCAAAUAAACUGUUAUAUUUGUCUCA
Molecule: messenger RNA, 1583 nt
Organism: Pantherophis guttatus
Lineage: Eukaryota; Metazoa; Chordata; Lepidosauria; Squamata; Colubridae
Gene: RAMP3
Product: receptor activity modifying protein 3
Biological process (GO): G protein-coupled receptor signaling pathway; regulation of G protein-coupled receptor signaling pathway; calcium ion transport
Cellular component (GO): membrane; signaling receptor complex; cell surface
Molecular function (GO): coreceptor activity
Source: RefSeq, a predicted model, not a curated record